This is a messenger RNA of Asparagus officinalis (garden asparagus), 2244 nucleotides long. Its product is annotated as TBC1 domain family member 15. Gene Ontology annotation, biological process: activation of GTPase activity. The record is from RefSeq and is a predicted model, not a curated record. The transcript has 15 exons. Bases 67 to 2088 code for a protein of 673 amino acids. Gene Ontology annotation, molecular function: GTPase activator activity. NCBI's taxonomy places the organism in Eukaryota, Viridiplantae, Streptophyta, Magnoliopsida, Asparagales, Asparagaceae.
UUGCAAAUUGCAGCCCAAUCUCGUAUCUUCGUUAUUUCCCUCUUUCCUCAGAAAAAAUCUCGCGCGAUGCUUAUCAAAGAAGAAGAAGGAUCGGAAUCGGAGCAGCACGAUCUCUCCGAUGACUCCGACUACGCCGCCUCUCAAUUCCAGGGUUUGAGCAGCAGCGUUCGGUUGGAUUCGGGCGAGAUGAGUGGAUUUGAUGAGAGCGCUGAGUUCGAGGUUGUCUAUUCGAAGGAUAAUGUUGCGAUCCAUCCGACGCAGAUGGCGACUGAGCGGAUCAGUGGUCGAUUGCGCCUCGUCAAGCAAGGAUCUCUCGUGUUCUUGACAUGGAUACCUUAUAAGCCUAGUUAUGAUAGGGUUGAUUCAUUUGGACGCAGCUCAAAUCCGAGCACCCUAGCGAAAGAUAGAAACCUAUACACCAUAAAAGAUGUGCCUUUAAGUGAUAUACGUUCAGUCCGUAGGCAUACACCUCCGUUUGGCUGGCAAUACAUAAUUAUCGUCCUAUCAUCAGGUCUAGCAUAUCCUCCGCUUUAUUUCUACAAUGGAGGGGUUCGAGAAUUUCUUGCAAUGUUAAAGCAGCAUGUUCUUAUUGUCAGGUCGGCAGAUGAUGCAAAUGUCUUUCUUGUGAACAAUUUUCAGGAUCCUCUUCAGAGAAGUCUAUCAUAUCUGGAUUUGCCUGGGGCUCUUGGUAUUGCAAAUGGGGCAUCUUUGCAAAAUUUAACUAAUUCAGUAUCUUCACUUGACUCCCGGAGGCCUGAUGAUACCAGCUAUGAUGAGGGUUCCAGUAGUUUGGAUUAUACUGGGAGACACAAGCAUAGAGUUCAUGAUCCUGCUCAUGACAUCUCGCUUCAGGUCUUGGAGAAAUUUUCGCUGCUUACCAGAUUUGCUCGGGAAACCACAUCACAAAUUUUUCGUGAAAGUCAAAACAAUGGAUUCAAUGCUUACGAGAGAAAGCAAAAGAAGGAUUCAGUUCAGAUGAAUGAAAUUGUUAGUCCACCAAAUGACACAAAAGCAACUCCUGAAGAAAAAUUGGAGAAUUCAGAUACUUUGAAGUCUGAUGAGCUAAAUCUAGUGUGGGGAAAACCAAGGCAGCGACCUUUGGGAGUUGAAGAGUGGGAAGCUUUCUUGGACUCUGAAGGGAGAAUUGUUGAUUCAAAGGCAUUAAGGAAAAGAAUUUUCUAUGGAGGAGUUGAACAUGGUCUGCGGAAGGAGAUUUGGAAAUUUUUGUUGGGGUACUAUGCAUAUGAUUCAACAUUUGCUGAGAGGGAAUAUCUUGCAGCAGUUAAGAAGUUGGAGUAUGAAACAAUAAAAUCCCAGUGGCAGAACAUUUCCGAAGCACAAGCGAGAAGGUUUACGAAGUUCAGGGAAAGAAGAGGCCUGAUUGAAAAGGAUGUGGUGAGAACUGAUAGAUCUGUAUCAUAUUUCGACGGAGAUGACAAUCCCCAUGUGAGACGUCUACAUGAUAUACUGCUGACGUACUCGUUCUACAAUUUUGAUCUUGGUUAUUGUCAGGGUAUGAGUGAUUUUCUGUCACCGAUAUUAUUUGUAAUGGAAGAUGAGUCAGAAUCAUUUUGGUGUUUUGUUGCUCUCAUGGAACGUCUGGGACCAAAUUUUAAUCGCGAUCAAAAUGGAAUGCAUUCCCAACUUUUUGCAUUGUCUAAGCUGGUGGAGCUUCUAGAUCAGCCAUUGCACAAUUACUUGAGACAGAAAGACUGCUUGAAUUACUUCUUUUGUUUCCGUUGGAUUCUUAUACAGUUUAAAAGGGAGUUUGAGUACGAGAAAAUAAUGCAUCUUUGGGAGGUACUAUGGACUUACUACCUAUCAGAGCACUUCCAUUUGUACAUGUGUGUUGCUAUCUUGAAGAAGUACCGGCAAAGGAUUGUGGGUGAGCAAAUGGACUUCGACACUCUCUUGAAGUUCAUCAACGAGCUCAGUGGUGGCAUCAAUCUUGACGACAUCAUAAGAGACGCUGAGGCUCUCUGCAACUGUGCUGGAGAACAGGGAGCAGCUUGCAUUCCUCCUGGAACCCCACCGUCAAUGCCUCUUGAAGAAGAGCCGGGUGACUAUUCUCAGCCUGGUGAAUUGUAACUAUUUUCUCAUGGGAAAGUACUGCUUGUAUAUAAAAUACGAGUUCUAUUUUUUUUUUUUUUUGAAGUUGACUUAAUCGAACAUAUUGCAUAUUAUACUGUUAUUGUAAAUCAAUCAUGUACUUAGUUACUAAAUGUUAGCCAUUGGAUUAUGCUA